UGCCUCCUCCCCCGGCCAACCCUUACUAGAUGACAGUCGUACCAUCCGGUGCUUCUCCUCCACUAUACCAGUCGGAUCCUAACGCGAACGACGCCCUGCCAGUAGUCCGGGCAGGCGACGUUCCUCCGAAGCGAUCGGCUCGACCUGGCUAUGUGGAACCAGCAGCGGGACGCUUAGACCGAUUCCUACGUAUCUUUCUUUCUCCGUGUGACCGAGGAUGAGCACCAUCGCGGCGGCUACCGGAUCGGCUUCUUGCCGCUUCGCCCACUACUUCGUCGUGUGUGGACUGGACCCGGAGACGGGCCUGGAGCCGGACGAUGGAGCAGGAGAGAGCUUUGAGCAGAGCCCCAUUCACCGCUCCUUCAAAUCUAGGGUUCUGGUCCACUACCCCGAGAGCACAGACAGGAACCCCUUCAAUAAGGAUGCAGUCAACACGCUCUGUAUGCCGAGGGGUCUUUCUUUCCGGACUCAGGCCGACCGCCUGGAGUCUCACUUCCACUCCUUCACCAUCGGAUUUGAGGACGGCUCGCGCUCCUACGGCUUUGUCCACACCUUUUACGAGGAGGUGACAGGUGCGCAGAUCAUCACAGCCAUGCAGACCCUUCACAGGAUGCACCACGUGGAGCAUCACUCCGCUUCCUCUUCUUCCGCCCCCUCGUCCGCUUCCUCUCCCUCCACUUCGAGCAUGGACUCGCUGGGGAGCAGCCUGGAUGAGUCUGACGGCGAGUCUCUAGCGGCCGGCAACGCCGCCGCCACCUGUCUGGGUUGCGCCGGCUCCUUCGACCCGUCUCAUGACACGCUGUACGUGUCCAAAGCCCUCUGCCUCCUCACGCCGCUCCCCUUCCUCGGAGCGUCUCGCCACUUCCUGUCUCAGCUUCACCAGGCCGUCGCCUCUCAAACGGCGCCACCUCUCCCGCUGGAAAGCUACAUUCACAACAUCCUCUAUGAGGUGCCCCUACCGCCGCCCGGCCGCUCGCUGAGGUUUCACGGCGUGCAGGGCCCCAUCUUGUGUCAACGGCCCGGCCCCGGUGAGCUUCCUCUCGGGGAGUAUCCUCUGAGGGAAGCCUUCUCCUUGCUUGGCGUGGACAACAUGGUGCAGCUGCUUACAUGCUCCCUCCUGGAGACGCAAAUCCUGCUCUACUCUCAAGACUACCAGCGCUUGAUGACAGUGGCGGAGGGCAUCACGACAUUGUUAUUCCCCUUCCAGUGGCAGCACAUCUACCUUCCCAUCAUUUCUACACCUUUACACCACCUCCUGGACGCUCCUGUACCUUUCCUAAUGGGCAUCCAACGCAGGGAUGGCGCUCAGCGAGCCUCCCUCCAACUGCCUCAUGAGGCCAACCUUUGCUUCGUGGACAUUGACAACCACUGCGUGGACCCUCCAGAGGGUCUCCCUCCCUUUCCGGACCAAGCUGAGCUAGUGCGGGAACUGAGCGACAUUCUGCAGCAUUUUGGGGUCCCCCUGCAGGGAAGUGCCCUCACAAAGCCCACCCCGGCCUCCCCUCAACUGAGCAGCCUAGUCCUGGAGGAUCUGAUGGAGGACAGAAGGAACGGGAACCUCAGGGGAGAAGAGCUGGAAGCGUUAGAGAGGCUGCAGGCUCUGGCUUGGAGGUGCGGAGGAGACAAGUUAUCAGGCCAAGAGAAGACGCUGGGGCGCGUAUUGGAGGAAGAAGAGAAGGCUUUGAGUGAUGCGAAGAUGAACAUUCAACUAAGGGAGGUGUUUGCCGGACGAUUCGCUACAAUGUUUGGCCGCUAUGAGGAGUUCGUCAUCCACAGUGCACACGAUUUAGAUUCCUGGAUGAGUAAUCGAGAGGGAACGUUCAACUUCGACAAGGGUGCCUUCCUCUCAGCUCAGCCUGUGACCCACUUGCAUUUCCUAUCCCGCUUCCUGGAGACGUCUAUGUUUUCAUCUUUUGCCGACGGCAAGGUGAUCUCUCGCUGGGCUGACCGCGAGCCACUGCAACAGCUCUUUGACAGCCGCCUGGAAAGGGAGCGACUCUACGACACGGACCAGGCCGAGUCUCCCGGGAGUCGCUACAGGAAAUGCUCCACGCUCUUUGAAUCAGCUCAGGCCAUCGAGCGCAGGCUGCUGAAGGCCGACCACACCGCCAUACACCCACACCUCCUGGACAUGAGGAUCGGCCAGGGUCGCCACCAGCCGGGCUACUUUCCCAAGCUGCAGGCAGAUGUCCUCAUACACUCCCAAAGCACCAAGCGGUCCAGUCGUGUCACAGCAUCACGCAGAUCCGAUUCCUGGAGGACAUCAGCAGAGCCUGAUGCUGAACAAAGACAGCAGAAGCACCCAUUGGUAAGAAAACACCUUAACCAUCUUAAAUUUCUGGACCUUUCGCCUCAAGUCAUCGCUCAGACGCACAGAGAGUUUGUUCAAGGGCUGCUGAACGAGUGUCGACUGAAGACCAAACGUAUGUUGAUGGAGAGGAUGGGGAAGGAGAAUGUGGACGUGGGUCAGGGGGAGGUCAAUAUCACCGGCCUGCAGGAGAACACUCUGAUUCACGGUCUGUGCGACCUACUGGAGAGAACCUGGGGCCACGGUCUGCAGAUGAAACAGGGAAAGUCAGCUCUGUGGUCGCAUCUGCUUCAUUACCAAGCGGCUUUAGAGAAAACAGAGGUGCCUGCUGAAUCUCCAGGCACAGAGCAGAGAACACAUGACGAUGGCGCUGUCCUUCAAAAAGGAUCCUUGGUACAAGAUAUGAGGUUUAUCCAGACGAUGAGUGAGGGAAUGUCUGAGGUGGCACAAGCCCGGGCCUGGAUCAGCUUGACCCUGGAGAAGAAGAUGCUCUCACAGCACCUUAAAGAGAUGCUUACAAACCAGGAGUUGCUUAGACAGCUAUACAAGCCUCACGCCUUCCUUCUCUGCGAGGAAGAAAGAGAACAGUUUCUAUUCCACCUUCUUUCUCUCAACACGGUGGACUACCUUUGCUUCACGCGCGCCUUUGCCUCCAUCAACAUUCCCUAUCGAGUCGCUAUCAUCCCCAUGAAGAAGCUGAGCAUCGCCAUGGCGACGGUCAACCCGUGGGUGUGUGUAUCUGGAGAAAUGGGAGAUUCUGGAGUGAGACAGAUCCCCAAGAAUAGCCAGGAGAUUUUUUUCCAGUGUAAGAACCUGGGCCGACUGAGUACUUUGCAGCUGGGACAGGAGAACUCGGGCCUGCUUGCCAAGUGUCUCAUCGACUGUGUGAUGGUCUACAAUGAGAUCACGGGACACACAUACAAAUUCCCUUGUGGCCGAUGGUUGGGGAAAGGCGUGGGCGACGGCAGCUUGGAACGAGUCCUCAUUGGGCAGUUGGUGUCACCUGGUGGCGAGGAGGAUUUUGGAAGAUGGACCGGGACGCCGCCGGAGUUAGCUUCGCCUUCCCAGAGCGUACGCGCUGUGCUGGGAUCCCUUGGAAACAGGACGAGAGUGCUGUCUGUUGAAGUCCAUGAAGACAUGAGGGAGGCAGCUAAUAAUCUCGUCAAGCACUUUCACAAACCUGAACAAGAGAGAGGCAACCUGACCAUGUUGCUAUGUGGCGAGGGAGGCCUGGUUCCCUCUUUGGAGAAGUUCCUCCUCCAUGGCUUCAAGUCCAGUCGUCUUUUCCAGAGAAAUGUGUUUGUUUGGGACUUUGUGGAAAAGGCUGUGGUUUCCAUGGAGACGUCCGACCAGCCGGGCCACCCUCCGGGCUCAAUGCUGAUAAAGGAGCCGCCUUGCGACUUACUGUGCCACUACGUCAACUCCAUCAGCGCUUCGCCACGAAACAUUGGCAAAGAGGGCAAAUUCCAGCUUUUGGUUUGCCUGGGAGUCAGGGACCGACUCCUUUCGCAGUGGCUUCCACUGUUGGCCGAGUGUCCCCUAACGUCGCGCACCUACGAGGAUGGCGCCUUGAUGCGCGACCGCACCGCUGUGCACUCUCUCUCUCGCAUCCUGCACACGCUCAACGAGUUCACCGUCACGCUGGAGACUUCGCUGGUCAAGGGCGUGGCCCUCUGACGUCCCCUAAAGGUGGUCACCCCUUCUGAACUCCUCAUUUGCUAUAAAAAUAUAUUAAAAAAGAUCCCCUGUGGACGGGAAAGAUGCCACGUGAGGUCCAAACCUGUUGCCCUGUAAAUGUCUUUACACACUGUACCUGCUUUGGGAUGUAGUCAGAUCCCCCUUGUGUGAUUACACUGUGGAGAAGAAAAAAGAAUAUGUGGACAAAAUUCAUCAAUUCCAACUUCACAUGGACAGACGGUCAGUGUUUAUUUUUUGUACCUCACAUCGGGUGCACGCUCAGAAAAAAAGCGCAUAGUUGUUUCUUGUCAUAUGGCUGAUACCCUUGAAAAGACUACUUUUGUUCCUCUGACGCUUUACCUUUACAAUUUCGGCACAAACCUCACCUGAAAAAUUCGAGGCCUGUAAUAGUCAAGUGUCAAGGGGACAAGAAAUUAACUGGGUAACACAAGACAGGUGACAAUUGUUACUGUUACGGUGACAAUAUGGUGGAAAACUUCAUUUAUCUCAGUGGUUCAAUUGAGGAAAUGAAACGCGUAGAAAAAUAUUGUGUGGCGUGUUACAUCGGCGAGUCUGCAUAUGAGUGCCAGAGCGUGAGUUGUGCUCGACAGCAGCUGUUCUGUUUUACAAUUCUCUCUGUGUU
This is a messenger RNA of Syngnathus acus (greater pipefish), 4628 nucleotides long. RefSeq names its product DENN domain-containing protein 5B-like. Lineage: Eukaryota; Metazoa; Chordata; Actinopteri; Syngnathiformes; Syngnathidae. The transcript is spliced from 21 exons. Gene Ontology annotation, molecular function: guanyl-nucleotide exchange factor activity; small GTPase binding. The coding region runs from base 218 to 3985 and encodes 1255 amino acids. The record is from RefSeq and is a predicted model, not a curated record.